AUGUCUCUCCCUCAAUGGAUAGCGACGCAGCACAAGGCCUUUUUGCGAUGGGCAAACACGUACUUAGAGGCCAACCAGAUUGGCACCAUGGUCUCGUUGGAGACGGACUUUUGCGACGGUGUUCGGUUGUGCCAGCUCAUUGAAAUCAUAGGAAAGGAGUCGCUGGGACGGUACAGUGGCCAGCCCCGGAUGCGGUUCCAAAUGAUCGAAAACGUCAACACCGCUCUGGCCUUCAUUCGACACAGAGGAGUCCAGCUGCACAAUAUCGGCGCCGAGGACAUUUGUGACGGCAAUCUCAAGCUGAUUCUGGGCCUGCUGUGGAUCCUUAUUCUUCGUUUUACCAUUGAAGAUAUCUCCGAGGAGGGUCUCAGUGCCAAGGAAGGCCUGCUGUUAUGGUGUCAGCGCAAAACCGCAGGAUACAAGGGGGUGGCAGUCAAAGACUUUAGCGGCAGUUGGAGUGACGGCCUCGCUUUUUGCGCCCUGUUGGACAAACAUCGACCUGAUCUCAUUGACUUCGCACAGCUAGACCCUACCAAGCCUCGAGAAAACAUGGAGUUGGCUAUUAGCAUUGCUACAGAGCAGAUUGGAAUCCCACAGAUUCUUGAUGUCGAAGACAUCUGUGGUGUGGCUAAACCAGACGAGCGGUCUGUCAUGACAUAUGUGGCCUACUGGUUCCAUGCCUUUUCUGCUCUGGACAUGAUUGAGAACGCGGGAAGACGGUUAGAGAAGUUUGUUGAAAUGACCUCGUCGGCCUAUGCCAUGCAGUCGGGCUACGAAGAACGUAUGAAAGCGCUUCUCAAGGCGAUAGCCACUCAAAAGGAGAAGUGGGAACAGGCAGCUGACCCAGAGCAUUUGGCCUACGUUGAGGUCAAACAACAAACUGCAGAACACGCAACUUUCAAAAUCAAGACGAAGCGGGAAUGGACCAGGGAAAAGGCCUCGCUGGCCUCGCUGCUGGGAAACAUUCGCACAAAACUGGCCACCUACAACCUCAAAGAGUACUCUCCUCCCGUUGGUCUGAGAUCAGCGGACGUAGAAGCAGCAUGGAAAGAGCUCCACAUGGGAGAAAUCAACCGAUCAAAGCUUCUGAAUCAGAGUAUGAGACGACUCAAGGAAAGUUUACGUAAACGGUUUGCUGAUGCCGCCAACGAGUUUUCAGAUAGACUGUCGGUGCUGUCAACUGCUAUUAGCCAGAUGGACGGACCUCUGGAAGACCAACUGGAGGAGAUUGCGGAUAUCAGUGAAAAGCUGCGUCCUCUGACCGAGAAAAUACGACUUCUCAAGGAAUUGGACACCAGCUGCGUGGAGGCCAACGUCGAAGAAAACGACUACACAGUGUACUCGUAUGACGAGCUGGAAUACGAUCUGGGGCUGGCCAAGGAAUCGGUCAAGAAGAAACUUGCAUUUAUCGAGAACCAGAUUGUGGCUCGAAACAUGACCAACCUGACGCCUAUCCAGCUGGAGGAGUUUGAGUCUGUCUUCCGACACUUUGACAAGAGCCAGCACAAUGCUCUGUUGGAGUCCGAGUUCUCCGGAGCUCUGGCUUCUCUCGGCCUAGUGUAUUCCGAGACUGAGAUGCACGAGGUGUUUCAGGCGGCCUCCGAGGGACAAGUUUCAGUGUCGUUCGAGCAGUUCAUUACUUUCAUGGUCGAGGUGACCGAGGACCAACUGUCUGCCGAACAGGUGCUGCAAUCGUUUGCCGAGGUGGCAGACGGCAAAAUGUACGUGACGGAGCUGGACUUGCAAAACUCACUCAUCCCAGAACCUAUGAUUGACCAACUCAAAGAUACAAUGCCCAAGACAGCCGACGGCUUUGAUUACAUUGCCUACAUGGAGCGCUUGACCUUGUGA
Molecule: messenger RNA, 1851 nt
Organism: Yarrowia lipolytica CLIB122
Lineage: Eukaryota; Fungi; Ascomycota; Dipodascomycetes; Dipodascales
Biological process (GO): actin cytoskeleton organization; actin filament bundle assembly
Cellular component (GO): cell projection; actomyosin contractile ring; cell junction
Molecular function (GO): actin lateral binding; calcium ion binding
Source: RefSeq, a predicted model, not a curated record